Messenger RNA from Strongylus vulgaris, 547 nucleotides. Lineage: Eukaryota; Metazoa; Nematoda; Chromadorea; Rhabditida; Strongylidae. The record is from the annotation of a GenBank genome assembly.
GGGAUAAUGAUGCUGUGAUUUUGAAUGUGCUGUUCCCACGACUAUCAGCUAAGGCAAAAUUGUUAACAAAACUCAUGGCAGAACGGUUUCCUGGAGUGCCAGGAGGCACACGUCGAGAACAUGUCACUAAGUCGCACAAAGCUGAGCAGUGGGCUCAUUCUGCCAGAAUUGCUCAUAUCAUGAGUGCUCUCGUUGCUGUGUGUGGCCAGUUCGAGAGCGUUUACCAACAAAUCAUGACUGGUAUCACGUGGUGUAAAGUAAAUAUGCAGAGGCUUUCCUAUUAUCUGAAGCCUGGUCAGGAAGAGUGUGAUUUUGCGGAUUUUGUGAGAACAUUCGGUAAUGAGCUGGCUCAAUGUGAGCAGUUAGCUAUAAAAGGUGGAAAAGCCGUCCCCACUGAUAAACAGCUGAAGCUGACACCACAGGCGAGCGAUGAUAUUCAGUCCGCACUUUUACUCUUACACAAGAUUGCAUCUAUUCUUAAUGAAACUUGUGGAAUAGCAAGUGUUCAAAUCAACAUAAAUCCAGGUGAGAGCGCAAGUUUCUAAUU